GUUGGAUAUAUAUAAGAGGUCACAAAAGUUCACCCAGUUUUCGAAACCCUAGUGUAGGAGAAGAGAGGGCCGUAGUGAUUCUCACAUCCUCUUGUGCCAAUGAAGUUCAACAUAGCCAAUCCGACCACUGGAUGCCAGAAGAAGCUGGAAAUCGACGAUGACGUUAAGCUCCGGGUUUUUUGGGACAAGAGGAUAUCUCAAGAAGUCAGUGGAGAUGCACUUGGAGAUGAGUUCAAAGGGUAUGUUUUCAAGAUUAUGGGUGGUUGUGACAAGCAGGGCUUCCCGAUGAAGCAGGGUGUCCUGACCCCUGGUCGUGUGAGACUCCUGCUGCACCGUGGAACCCCAUGCUUCCGUGGUUAUGGUAGGAGAAACGGUGAGCGCAGAAGGAAGUCUGUCCGUGGCUGCAUUGUGAGCCCUGAUCUCUCUGUCCUUAACUUGGUUAUUGUGAAAAAGGGCGACAAUGAUCUUCCUGGUCUCACUGAUACUGAGAAACCAAGGAUGAGAGGUCCAAAGAGGGCUUCAAAGAUCCGCAAGCUCUUCAACCUUAACAAGGAAGAUGAUGUUAGGAAGUAUGUUAAUACAUACCGUCGUGAAUUCACCACCAAAGCUGGGAAGAAAGUCAGCAAAGCUCCUAAGAUUCAAAGGUUGGUCACUCCCCUCACCCUGCAGAGGAAGAGAGGCAGAAUUGCUGAGAAAAAGAAGAGAAUCGCCAAGGCUAAAUCGGAAGCUGCUGAUUACCAAAAGCUCCUUGCUCAAAGGUUGAAGGAGCAAAGGGAAAGACGCAGUGAGAGCUUGGCUAAGCGGAGGUCUAAACUCUCUACAGCCUCGAAGCCAUCUAUUGCUGCUUGAUUGUCAUCUAGGAUCUCAUCCCUUCGUGUAUGUCAGUGCCAUUUUUGGCUUGGUGUUUUGCUGGUCUUAGAUUAAGGGGUUUUUAUGUAUUUUCUGCUACUUUGCUUCUCUUAAUAUUUUCAAAGCUUGUGUUGUUUAAUAUACUCUAGUUCAAUAUAUGUAUACGUUUCUUGCA
This is a messenger RNA of Salvia splendens (bonfire salvia), 1024 nucleotides long. Its product is annotated as 40S ribosomal protein S6. Gene Ontology annotation, cellular component: ribosome. Gene Ontology annotation, biological process: translation. Lineage: Eukaryota; Viridiplantae; Streptophyta; Magnoliopsida; Lamiales; Lamiaceae. Gene Ontology annotation, molecular function: structural constituent of ribosome. The transcript is spliced from 6 exons. The coding region runs from base 100 to 849 and encodes 249 amino acids. The record is from RefSeq and is a predicted model, not a curated record.